UCGACGACCAAAUCAAGUCAAAUCAGCGGUUACACUUGCAUGAAAGAUCAGUCUCGUACAAGCUGUUAAGGCGAUAAGUCGUUCGUAAAUUAUUCGCAAACGAUUAUGUCAUCGUUAUCGCCUUCUGAGGCGCAGAAAGAUGUGCCUGGUAUUAGCAAUAGCGAUACUAAUGUGGAUAACUUUAAUAACGAAAAUGUUCGCGAGAAAUUCCUCUGUAUUAAACCGGAAGGGAAAGUAUUAGUGUUGUACACAGGUGGUACGAUAGGAAUGCUGAGAAACAAGGAAGGAGUGCUAAGGCCAGUGAUCGAUGAAUUUAUCACGGCUUUAAGGAACUUUCCGCAGUUACAUGAUAGCGAGUAUGCCUCUCGAAAUUAUAGUCAAUUAGGAGAAUCACACUUAGUACUUCCCGAAACCGCAGCCGACAACCGUCGGGUCAUUUACAAGAUAUCAAAGUUCUCAAAUGUGUGCGACUCUAGUAAUAUAACUAUGGAUGAUUGGAUUCAUAUUGCUAAGUAUAUCAAGAAAUGUUACGACAAUUAUGAUGGAUUUGUAAUCCUUCACGGUACUGACACACUGGGCUACACAGCAUCCGCUUUGUCCUUCAUGUUUGAGGAUUUAGGCAAGCCGGUCAUUCUAACCGGUUCGCAGAUGCCAAUUUUCCAUCCAAGGAGCGAUGGUCUAGAUAAUUUCUUGGCAUCGCUGGUGAUCGCAGCGAGUUAUAACAUACCUGAGGUAUGCGUUUUCUUCGGGACGAACCUAAUGCGCGGCAAUCGGACGAGCAAAAUAUCCGCUUGCUCUUUUGACGCUUUCCAAUCACCGAACUGCUUACCUCUGGCUACGGCGCACAUCAAGAUUAAAGUUGAGUACGGCUCGUUUUUCCGACCAUGCACCUUGCAGAAGUUCGAUGUGCACACAUCUCUUAAUCAAAAUGUGGGUCUGCUUCGACUGUUUCCCGGGAUCACGUACAAACUGGUUAAAGCGUUCCUGCAGCCACCCAUCGAGGGGGUCGUGUUGCAAUCUUACGGUUCAGGAAAUAUCCCGACAAAUCGCAGAGAUAUCAUCAAUGUGCUUGCCGAAGCAGCGGCGCGUGGUGUGAUUAUCGUAAAUAUUACGCAAUGUAUGACUGGAUCCGUUUCGGAUGUAUACGAAGCUGGGAAACUGCUCCGGGAAGCCGGAGUGACGUCGGGCUUCGAUAUGACUCCGGAGGCUGCGUUGACGAAACUCGCGUACGUUUUAUCGAAAAGCGAGUGGGACACGGAAACCAAGCGACUAAUGAUGGAAACUAAUUUACGGGGUGAACUGACAUCCGGCCGAUUGCCCAACACCAGGGAUUACGACUUACUGAAGGCUGUGGAGCAAUCUCUGAGAUUAUCUUCGACAGAAGGUUUUCAGGACGUGAAAUCGUAUUUGCUGCCAGCUAUGAUGAACGACGCAGCGAUCAAGCGCGACAUCACGAAACUCAAGCAGUUAAAAGAAUACAAUGCAGAUAUGACGCAAGGGGACGCAGAUGGCCGAACAGCUUUGCAUAUAGCUUGCUGCGGAGGAAAUAUAGGAAUCGUUCGCUAUCUUUUAACGGUCGGCGCAAAUGUCCAUGCUAAAGAUCGAUUUGACCGUACGCCUCUCAUCGAUGCGAUCGAAAACGAUCAUCACGAAAUCAUUUCGAUGCUGCGAACGUGCGGCGCGCAUCUUCACUGGGAACCUCGGCUAAUAGGAGAAAAAAUGUGCGCGGCUACUGUCAUGGGGGAUAUCAAACGUUUGCAAUCGUACCGUCUAGCUGGCGCCGACAUAUCGCAAGCGAAUUUCUCUGGACAAACAGCAUUACAUUUCGCGAGUCUUCACCGUCGUACGGAAACGAUUAAGUACCUGCUGGAAUACGGUGCCGAUCCACGCUGCGCUGACAUGCUAGGACAAAUCCCGGCAGAUCUAGCGAAGAUCUCUCCAACGCGUCCCAAGCGAAUGAGCGAGCAGAGUAAAGAGCAGAGCAAAACGGAGUUAUUGACGCUGUUAGAUCUUUAAUCUUCCAUGACCAUUAGCGUUUUAAGUCUACUCGAAGAGAUUAUGUUCACACAUGAAGAAACAUAAUUUUCCUGUCGCAGUAAAUUAAGCAAAACAAUAUAUAUUUUGUAACGAUGAGAAGGAAAUCUCAUCUCGUCAUUAACAUAAACUAGUUCUACGAAUCACCUGACAUUGUAAGAAAAUA
This is a messenger RNA of Harpegnathos saltator (Jerdon's jumping ant), 2200 nucleotides long. RefSeq names its product L-asparaginase. Gene Ontology annotation, biological process: amino acid metabolic process. Lineage: Eukaryota; Metazoa; Arthropoda; Insecta; Hymenoptera; Formicidae. Bases 106 to 2016 code for a protein of 636 amino acids. The record is from RefSeq and is a predicted model, not a curated record. Gene Ontology annotation, molecular function: protein binding; asparaginase activity. The transcript is spliced from 8 exons.